UUUUCCGUUGCAGAUGUGAUGGCACGAGCAGGAAUGGCAUUAAGGAGGAGCGCAAAUCAGGGGAAUAUUGAAUCAAGCGACGACGUGCAAAGAUCAAUUGAUCUGUUAGAUCGUGUUCUCUCCGAGUUUGACGAUGUGGAAAAUGCAAACCAGGUGCAAAACGUUCAGCAACUAACUGGGGUUACUUCGCAUUUGCAACAAACCGGCGCCAAUCCUACGACAGGACAUAUACCUUCCACUCCUGAUGAUGAAAGUCCCUCAUUAGGCCAUCAGUCAGAAGAUGACGGAUAUAUGAGCAUGAAUGGAAGAAAACCGAAAUUCGCGCUAUCGUUCAAGCCAUUAACGGAGGAAACCAUCGCGGUAACACAAUCGGUGCUACAUCCUGGAGAUCCGAACGACUUCCCUCCACCACCCGAGGAAGCGGAACGCCUCAUCUCUACUUUAUUACCAAAGGUGUCACCAACGAAACGAACGACACCCAAAAGAACGAGAGAAUUUCCGCUGACAAGGCCCCACGGAAGGAUAGAAACCAUACCACCGCCACCAAAAUUUCAAAAUAACUCAUUCAACGGAACUUUCGAACCGAAACACAUUGCAACUCAAACUACUUUGCCAAAAACCCGUCAUCAGCGCCCGUACGGAUGGGAAAAUAACGAUUUUAACCUUCAAGCUCCUCCCCCACCCCCCGGUUUUCGAUAUGGAAGUUUACCGUACCAACACGGACUAUAUCCCUUACUAUCAUCACCUACAAGAGUACCUCCACGCACUAUACCGACGGCAAUUGAACGUCACCGCGAGGUCAGAAGACAUGGGAGCGAAGACAAUUUAUCUAGUGAUUUAGAGGAGUCGGCACUACGGCCGUUAAGCGAAUUGGCGGAUGAUGAGCAUUUCUCGGACGAUUCGCUGGAAGAAAUGCUACCUCCGCCACCUCCCGUUGCCAACAAGCGAAGCAGCAUUGCUUGGGAGGUGCCUCUAGAUGGCGACGAUCCCUUAUUGACGCCUGGCAGUACGAAGGUAGUAGGUCGACGAAGGCGAAAAUCAGGGUCCCAUUCGAGCACCAGUUCUAUCCCGAAUAGAAUGAAAGAUUUGGACGAAUGGCCUGAUCCUCCACCUUGCAGCACCGAGGACGAUAUUGCAUCUCCGUUUUCCGAUUCGGAUGAUCACAUUGUCCUGCCUGCCGAGUUAGAUUCUGGAAAUCUAAGUGGAACUAGUACAUACAUAAUUAGGCGCGGGAAGAAAGAUAGAAAAUCUCUGCUCAAUAUGGGCAGCUCCGUUAAUUCCAGUUCAUCUUUGAAUUCGCGACUGAGUUCCGAUUUAAGUAUACCUCAUUCUAGAUUCAGUAUUGAUUUACAUUCUCGCUUGAGUAGAGAGUUACAGACGCCUAAUUCGAGAUACAGUAUCGAUCUUGGGACAUCACAUUCACGGUUGAGUCAGGAACUGAAUUCUCCAAAGUCUCGGUACAGCUUAGACUUAAAUAACUGCAGACGUUUAAGUCAAGAACUGACCAGCUCCCCCUCAAGAUUAAGCGUCGAUUUAUCUAGCUCUAGGUCAAGCACUCCCCAAUGUAGAUAUGGAAAUGACUUUAAGAAGCACAGCACGACUUUUGAUAAUAUUCAAUCCUUGAUUAGAGAAGGUGUUAUUGAAAGUUGCAGUGGCCCACCUAUCGAAUCAGUAAGUGACUUUAAUUCUCCCACGUCACCUCUCGUUAGAGUAGUGUCUCUACCCACUCUAAACGCAGAGGAAUUGACGCCGAGGCGAGAAUUGGCAGUUACAGUGGAAGAAGAGGAAGAUACAGAAAGUCCGCUACAGCAUGACAGCACUGAAGUGUCACCGCUUAGAAAAAUCGAGCAAAGUAUUAGUGAGCUACUUGAAAGGAGGGAUAUUGAAGUUGUACAAGAUGAUAAGUGCAUACUGCAAGUUAAUGGUUUCAACGACAAAAAGAAACUGGUGCCGUCCAAGCCCAACAGAAAUUCUGAUGCGCGCCAAAGACUUAACGAUCUUCAGAAAUCUAGCAGCCAUAACGAAAUUCAACGAUCCGAGGAUUAUUACCGACAGUUAUUGAUUGACGGUGGAAGUGUGCAGCAUUAUCCGCCUCCCAAGCGCAAUGGUAUCCAAAAGUCGGAGAGCGCAAAGGAAAUGCUAAUUUCACACAGGGAAAAAGAAUCGCGUCCAAUCACAAGUUCGUCUUCCGCCGAUUUUCCUGUUAGAGUAGAAGUCUUACAACACGAUUUUCCUCCUUUACCACCAUCGCCGGUGGAAGAAGACGAAGACGAGUAUUCGGAAAUAAACUCAGUUGGUCAAAAAAUAAGGUCCGACACGCUGCCCCCCAAUUGCGAAGCACCAGCAGUGCCUCCUCAUAGGGAACCGACAUCGAACAGCUUAAAAACGCGUUCAAUGGAUGCCGGUUAUAGUAGAGGUAGACGAAAUAACUUUUUAAGUAGUUCUAGCCGAAACAUACCGCCUGAACGUAGAACGUUGCCUACAGAACUACAGGGUACCAAACGUCGCACGUACCAAAAACGUUCCAAUUCGAGAGAAGAACACCAUUUGCAAACAUCAUGUAGCUUACCAGAAACUCCUAUUUUCGCGAGAGGUUGCGAUAUACCGAGGACGCCGCAUCGGAAGGCGCCCGAUAUACCAAACAAUCAUUCAGGACCACGACAAAGUAGCACCAUGAGUAGCUUGAAUACAAUCGGUAACGUCUCCACAGGCGGCUACCGCCGAAAUUCCGGAUUGGAACAAGCCCUGGUUGGCGCAGAACUACUUAGGUUAGCCGGAGGGCCUGGUAGAGGAUGGUACCCAAAACACAGGCAUACUCGGCCCGCUUCGAUAGAACACUUGGAUAGACUAACGCCUGGCCAUAACCCCUGGGACACGAGCAGAAAACCGUUAACGCUUCCUCCUAAUCUCACGCCCAAAUUCUUUCAAAGGUCGCCGAGAGAUGCACUUCGAAGAGUUACGAGUUUACUUAUUCGAAAAGGGAAUUGCUGCAUAUUUGAAAAUGGUAAUGCUACAAAGGACACGAAGAAGGAAGUUCCACAGAAGUUCCAGGAGCCCACUGCAAAUGCAGGCGAAGAGAUUCAGAAGAAGAAGGGAUUUUUCAAAAGUUUAUGGAAGAGAUCACGACAUUACUCACUCGAGCAGCAAUAAUCUCUAUUCCUUUUUACCAUCGUGGUGCAACCCGAUUGCGUGCUAUCAUCAUUUGUAAAUAUCAACAAUCAAAUUUCCAUUGUACUUAGAAAACUUGACCUAGUCUCCUACAGACUACAGCAACGAUUCGCAAUUAAUCAAUCUGUCACGGUAAUAUAAUAUGAACAAACAAUGUCGCAAAACUUCUUUGCUAAAAUUAUACAAAUACAUUCAUUUUUUUAUUAAUAUACGUGGAGAAACUAUUUUUAGAACUAUUUGUGACUGAUUUGGUGGAAUCAAGUUUGCCCAAUCUUUCCGUUUUUUGAAAGGCGCAGCCAGUUUUUCCUACUUUACACAUCAUUGGGCUCUAUAAACUACAAGGAUUUGAAAUGUUACUGCCUAUAUAUGUGAUUAAAUUUUAGAUAAGGAUCAUUACCUAUCAAUUGUAAGUACUACCCUGUAAAUUAUUGUGCGCUCAAAUACUUUGUUCAAUUUUUACCAUUUUGUAUAUUAACAUAUAAUAGUUAUUAAAGAGAACUCUUCACUGAAUUUAACAAGCCCGUCGACUUUGACAGUAGUUCUCUGUAUUAACUUUGUUAAAUUAGUAUGUAAAAAUUCUAACAUAGGUGCCCGUACAAUUAUACAUUAGUAAUAGAGUUUGAAUACCAUCUUUCCAUUAUACCUACUGUCCUAUUUUGAGAUUUUCAAAAAUAAUACAGCUUGAAAUCAAGCAGUUGGACUGUAAAAUAUAGUACACGAUGUCAACUUUUACGGCGUCUAUUUAUUGAUGUUAGUAAAAAUGUUUUUUAAAAAAGUUAAAAUGGUUCAAAAAUAUCUUUUUAAGGCUUCUACACCAUUAUUGAUACAUCCAUGCAACCAUCAUUUGGUGCAACAUACGAAAAUUUUGAAAAUAACUGAGACACUUUGUAACCAGAUGUUGGUAAGAAAAUUUGAUACAUACUUAAUUAUUGUUGAAAAUGACUAUUUUUUUAUUGCGCCAUUUUAACUUAAUUUUUCCUAUGUCAAUAAUUAUGGCAUUGUGCAGACAUGAUUAGACAUACACAAUGCAUGUGAAUUAUGUGGUAAUGAAUAGAAACUGGGGAUGGAAAUCCUAAUUAAAAGAUUUUUUGAUUUUUCUAAUAUGUCCAAAUGCUUCGUAGCGAAAACUAAUAAUUUAUGUUCCAUCCCCAGUAAUGGGAAAGAUAAGGAAUUAAAUCCAUAUCAUUCUAUUCUCCUCCAUCAAUUGAAGGUGGAUUUUUAAUUACCCAGCUAGCUGCACUUUAGUUUCAGUUUAGAGAAGUUAACUUUUCAAUCAAAGUUUUAAAGAAAAAUGGAAAACAAAAGCAAAUUGGAUAUGAUGCCAUAUCGGCUACUCACAAAUCCAUUUGUCUUGUAAAUAUAACCCGAUGGUUAAAAAUAUUCCUACUUUUGUGUAGCACUCAAGGCACCAAUGUUUAAAAUACAUUCAGCGGUGAAUGAUGUAGUAAACGUUAGAAAUUUGUAAAUUAUUAUUAAUCACAGCUUCUCUACUUUUUCACUGUUCACAUCAAAGUGCCCCAAUUUUAUAUAAUUGAACAAUAAGUAGAGUAUAGGUGACACCCAUGUCGAGGGAAAUAUGUACGCUAAUUAAACGGAAUAGGUAGUUGUAAGUUGCUGUACUAAGGGCGUUUGUAUUGUUUUUUGUAGAAACAUUUUUGACGACUUUUUAACAAAAAGUAUACAUGUGAAUAUGGCAAAGAAGCAAAUAUACGAACUUGUAUUUGCUCUUUUGUACAAAGUGUUCUAUACUAUUUAUUAUUUUUUAAUGCUUUAUUUUGUAAUUAUAUGUUAAUGUUAUCAGUGAGCUAAUAAUUUACUUAUUCAUUAUUUUAUCUCACAUUUUUGUAAUAUAAGUUUAUAGAAUUUAUUAUAGAUAGGUGUGUGUCUGAAGUGUACAUAAACAGUAAAAGCUUCAUAAAUUA
Photinus pyralis (common eastern firefly) is the source of this 5090-nucleotide messenger RNA. RefSeq lists its product as uncharacterized. The record is from RefSeq and is a predicted model, not a curated record. The transcript is spliced from 8 exons. Lineage: Eukaryota; Metazoa; Arthropoda; Insecta; Coleoptera; Lampyridae. The coding region runs from base 19 to 3150 and encodes 1043 amino acids.